AUGGAUUCAGUAUAUUCAAACAAAGAAAUGAUAGACAAUUUCAUUGAAGAUUAUGAUGAUAUUAACGGUGUUAAUGACUCCACCACUGCUACUACUCCUGAUGAUGAUGAUGAUGAGGAGGAGGAGGAGGAGAAGGAGGAGAAAGACGAGGAAGAGAAAGACACAGAUGUGGAUUUUAUACAACGACUUGGUAUUGAACUACAAAAACGUAUUGGUAUAUUACCUAAAGUUGAAGUCAUUACAUUAAUCUUAACUAAUAAACCCAAGAAAUUCAUAAGAAUCUUAUGUGUUAAACCAAAAUCUUAUUCAGAAAUAUCACGUACAAUAAGAGCAGCUAGAACAAUGAAGUUAAUGAUUCGAGCCUGUGGUCAUUUAUCAUCUUAUAAUUCAAUCUUAUACGGUACAAAACAUACUGUCCUAAUUGAUUGUGUUAAUUUAUCCGAUUCCCCAAGGAUUGAAUUUGUUAAUAUCAAAUGUAAAACUACUGGAAAAGAGAUUCAAGGAUUAAAACUAUUAUCAUGUGUUACUAUGAAUGAAUUAAUUCAUUAUCAAAUUAAUCAUAAUAUUGAAAUUAAUCAAUAUGUUGAUACAUAUUCAAUACAAGAUACCAUUGUUGGAUCAAUUUUAUCAACACAACCAGGUAUUAUUGGUCCAACUGGUUCAGCAUAUGGUGGUUGUUUAACUGAUGAAGUUAUUGCUAUACGUAUAGUUAAUUGUUAUGGUGAUUUAAUUGAAUAUUCAAAUGAAAAAGAAAUUAUGAUAGCUGUUUCAAAUUUAGGAUUAUUAGGUGUUGUAUAUGAUGUAACACUUAGGUAUACUCCAAUUACAUUAACAAAGGUGAAUUAUCAAUUUUACAAAUGGUCGGAUCUAUUGAACAUCGAGAAUAAUAUACUAAAGGAUGCUAUAACUACUAAUCAAUCUAUUGAAAUAAUCUAUUUACCAUAUAAUAGUUGUCAUACUCUCUCUAGCACUAAUGACAAUAAUGAUACUCUUACUGAUGCUGUUGUCGAUGAUGGUAAUGAUGUUGACGAUAACUAUAUGGAUGGAUCAAUAGAUUUAAAAAAUUGGAAUAUUGAAGAAGAUGAAUUAUUGUUACGCACAACUAAACGUCUUUCACAAGAUAUUCAUGAUAAUUAUAUUACUGUUGACAUAAGAAAUAAUAGUCACAGUAAUAAUAAUAUUAAUGAUAAUGAUCCUUCAAUCUGUUAUGACUCUGAUCCACAACAAUUUGUUUAUUUGUUAGAUCAAGUAUUUGGACCAUCUAGUAAAGAAUUGAUCGAACAACCGGAUAAUACACCAAAAUUAUUGAAAAGAGCACAUCAUUAUUUAAAGUGUAAAUAUUGUCCAAAGCCGACGAUUAUUCAAUAUACACCAUGGGCAUUAAAUUCAUUUGGUAAAUUUAAGGAACCACUUAGAAUAUUGAAAUUUACUAUGGAAACAGAUCCUGAAUUAAAUCGAUUCACAUUAGCGAUUCAUACAAUCUUAGACAUACUUCAUAAGUUAGCCAACGAUGAUUUGCCAAAUUAUUCAGUUAAUCUUGGUCUACGAAUACAAUUUACACGUGGUACUAACAAUGGUCAUCUGUUAGGUGUUGGUUUGGAAAGUGAUGAACCAAAAUUAGAUCGAAAAAAUUUACUUUUAGCACAUAUCACAUUUAUGGGUUUAAUAGGAAAUGGACCAAACAAGCUAUGGAAUGAUGCAGCUAAACAAAUUAAUUUAACUAUGUUAACUAAAAUACCGACUUGUAUGCCACAAUGGAAAACAGAAUGGCAUGUGAAACAGAUUUUACUUAAUAAAUUUCGUGAAGCAUUAAAACAAACCGCUGAACCAUUGAAACAAUUAAUUACUAUAGCUGAUCGUGAUGGAAUGUUUUUAAAUCAAUAUUUAGCAUUCAUUUUUUAUUCAAAAUUAACAUUCUAUCAGAAAUUAUAUGAAUCUCAAAGAAAUGAUUACUUGUAUAAUUCGGAAAUGGCGAGUUUCAUUGCAAAACAACUAAUUGGAAAUCAGUUGGAUUCAGUGAAGGGUGCAUUAGGUGAUAAGAAAGAUGAAGGUGAAGGUGUUUUAGGUGGACGUAAAGAAAUUGAUCCAGAAGUUGAAGCUGCAUUACGUGAGGCAGAAGAAAAACGAGAAGCUAAACAUCGUAAAAUGGAAGAAGAACGAGAAGUAAUGCGUCAAGGUAUCAGAGACAAAUAUGGUAUUAAGAAAAAAGAAGAAGAGGUUCCAGCUGAUUUUGACUUUUCCAGUCCUGAAGGACGUCUUGGUCGUAAACGUAAAACACCAGCUGAACUAGCGGCUGAAGCAAAUGAAGCGGACGAUGAAAACAUUUUAACAAGUAUGUUACCAGAAAAUAUGAGAAAUAUGGCUAAUAAAGUAACAGAAGUUCCAGGAAAAAUAAUUUCAGAAGCUAGUGAAAAAUGUCUCCUUAUGUGA
This is a messenger RNA of Schistosoma rodhaini, 2430 nucleotides long. NCBI's taxonomy places the organism in Eukaryota, Metazoa, Platyhelminthes, Trematoda, Strigeidida, Schistosomatidae. The record is from the annotation of a GenBank genome assembly.